Mesorhabditis belari is the source of this 642-nucleotide messenger RNA. Lineage: Eukaryota; Metazoa; Nematoda; Chromadorea; Rhabditida; Rhabditidae. The record is from the annotation of a GenBank genome assembly.
AUGCUAAGGCUUCCCGUUUUUGCUCUUCUCGCCGCUACUGCUUUAGCACAGUACCAACAAAGCUACCAACCCCAGGCGCCCAUUCAACAGCCUUAUUUCCCGCAACAAGCACAACAACAAUUCCAACCACAACCCAUUCCACAACAAGCCCCACAAGGAUAUCAAGAGUCUGCUCCACAGCAAGGACCUCAAGGAUUCCCUCAAGCACAAGGCCAGCAACAACAGGGUCCUCUCAUUGGCUACUUGUUGACUCCAGUCGCGGCUCCACCUGAGUUCGUCAACAAUCCGGCUGACAUCCCACCAAUGAGCGAGGGACAAUUCACGAGAAUGGGAGGGAAAGAUGAGCACCCACUCUACGUGAUCCAAAACCCGGACACCACCGGCUCGGCUUCAGUGCUUCCACCCGGCUACUCUGGACAACCAGCUGAGUCCGGGCAAAAGCCAAAUGGUUUCUUCAUGCCUGUUGGAAAUGCUCCACUCAUCGAUGGACGUCCAUUCACUCUAAUGGUUGUCAACGGCAUGAGAACGCAUGGACCCGCCUACAAUGCUCUUCCCGUUCAACCCGAUGUUUCCGUUAAAUCCGAAGUGGUCGGAUAUCAAGCCCCAGCCGCGCCAAAUGCUGGUGGAUAUGCGCAAAGGCAU